AUGUCUUUGUCAGCCAGUCCGGCUCCACCGGGACAGGGCCUUGGCCCACUGGUGGCUGGUGCCGGUCCUCCGUCCGGAGAUUCCUUAUUACUCACUCUACGAAAUAAACCGCAUGCACGUGUAUUUCGUGCUUUAUUCCAGUAUCUACCACUGCGUGACUCCCCAAACGAGAAUCCCCAGUUGGAACUGGCCCUAGCGCCAGGUGAUGUGCUGCUCGUCAAAGGCGAGAUGGACUCGGAUGGAUUCUAUCGAGCCGAGACACUCGACGGCAGGACUGGUUUAGUGCCGUCCAACUAUGUCGAACGGGUACCGGACUCGGUGCUACUUUGUAAUGCCCGAGCUCCAUCGCCAUCAUUUCCUCUUCAAGUCCCACAACAUCAUUCCACUAUCACUCACGAUUUCUCCGAACCUGAUCACAGCCAACUGCCCGAUUCCGUCUGCCCAUAUCCACCGGCUGACGUCUCCAAAGUCACUGUGCAGGAGAUCAAGCAGAACGACACUCCCAGAGGUUUGUUUCCCUCAUAUUGA
Messenger RNA from Cooperia oncophora, 528 nucleotides. The record is from the annotation of a GenBank genome assembly. NCBI's taxonomy places the organism in Eukaryota, Metazoa, Nematoda, Chromadorea, Rhabditida, Trichostrongylidae.